AGAGAGAGAGAGAGGAUUAAUGACAACUGGAAAGGGAAAAGGGAGGAAUGCAUGAGAGAAGGGUGAAUCUGAGGUCAAAGUUCAAAUGAUUGAGUCACAUGAGUGAAACCAGGAAAUAGGGAAGUGAUGGCUCUCCACACAGUCAUGCUCAUCAGACGUGCUGAGGACUUUUUGACAGCCGAUGGAUAAUCUAACAAUGAUUACCGAACAAUUGGUGCAUGUGUAAGUAUGUUGAAAGCCAUAGUUCAGGACUGUCACAAUGGAAUAUCGAUUGACCUCUUUCUGCAUCUCACACUUAUCCCCGCUGUGCUGAUUACCUUGGUGCUGUCAUUCCUUCAGAAAAGAGCCAAAACAUUGGCGAUUGACCACAGACUUCCUUUCCUGCAAAGGCGUUUUGGCAUUGUGGUACCUCUGGAUACCAUAGGCAGCCUGAGCAAUCGCUGGUCAUACGGGUUCGCCUUUGGCGCGGUGUCCUACAGCGUCCUGCUGCUCUUCUCGGAACAUUACAUUCCUUUUAGUGUCCCACCCUGGGCCAGAGCUGUAGUUUACCUAGUUGGAGCUUUGGAGGUGGGGCUUGUGAACUUACCUUUCUUUGCCUGUCUGUCAACGCCCUCCAGAGCAGCUGGAGCUGUGCUCGGAAUUCUCUACUCUUUGUGUUGGCUUAUCAUUACAGUGUGGGACACAUUCACAUGUCCAGAUGGCAAGAUUUUGGGGAAAUACCAGAAGAUAAUUAUCCAGUGGCCUUGUAUCCUCUCUCUCAUUUUUCUUUUGGGACGAUUUGUCUACAUGCUGGCGAAAGUUGUUCGAAUACAUCUGCAGCUGGAACACGAGGACUCUGAUGAACUGACUCAGCAACAUCAAGUGCAGCAUGUUAAGAGACUUCUGAGGAAGAAAAGUACACACAAUGACGCAAGUUUUAGUGACUGUUGCAGCAAGGCCCUAAGCUGGUUUCAGAGCAGAGUGUAUGAGUGGGAUCCACACUUCAAGUUCCCAAACAGAAUCAUUGGCACUGCCAUCAUAUCCCUCAUAGGUCUAUAUACGAUGACGCUGGCUGACUACAGUCUCAGCAAUAUCGCUUUUGAGCAAGUAGUCAGGUGGAAGAACACACUCAAACAAUUGGCGUCCUGUAAUCAGAAUGAAGCUUUGGAAGCAAUGAUUCCACAACUGGAAGAAUUCAUCAACGUGGCCAAAAAGACUUGGUGGGCGACCACCAUUUUUGCUAGUCUCAAUUCAGUUGCUUACACGUUCCAUGUAAUGGUAUGUUACCGGAAACAUUUAAAGAGACUUUGGAGGGGUGAGAAAGGUUUUCUCCCAGAGAAGUUUCUCAAGCCAAAGUCUGCCGUCAGUGUGGCCUCCAUCGCACGCUACUCUGGAUGGCAAAUUGCUUUUACGCUCUGGGGUUAUGUGCUCGUCCACUUUGUUCACUUCCUGGUUGCACUCUUGGUGGUGUAUGUGAUUAUUAUUCCAAUCCAACAUGGACAAGCCCUGAGCAUGCUGUCCAACCUGGGCAUCCUAAUUCUGACCAUUGGUCUGGUGGUAGCCAUGGUGAUCCUCCAGAUAGCUUUGGUACAGAUUUUUUUUCUCCAGGACAAAAUGUCUCCUGAUGAUAAACAAAAACCUCUGGCUCUCAAUAAUAGAAAAGCAUUCCACUGCUUCAACUACUUUUUCUUUUUCUAUAACGUGAUCAUGGGCAUAAGCAACUGCAUCAUGAGACUGCUGAUCAGCAUUGUGCUGGGAACAUGGCUGGUGUCCCGCAUCGACCGCACAAUAAUGCAGCGAGGCUAUGAAACCAUGGAUGCGGGUUAUAGUACAUGGAUUGGGAUGAUCUUUGCUGACCACUAUCAUAACAGUCCAGUUAUGGUGUGCUUCUGCCAGCUGCUUGUCUCCACCACCCUGGACAAACAUAGACUGCCGACAUACUCCACGUUAAACAACACACCAUCUGAGUAUUCUGUAAACAGUCGAGCCAGGAGACGUUGGACAUUGUUAUACACCCUCUUGAGGAACCCCCAUCUUAUUCUGCACAGGAAGCAGCAUCUCUCCUCUUUGGGGGUUUUGGAUGUGUCUUCUUCGCUUCAAUCGGACACAAUAUUGCAAGCUUGGGUCAUGGCUUCACAAACACAGAGGAACAAGGCAGCGUCGGUGCACUGAGCACUGAGACACAAACGCCGGACUACGAGCAUGCAUAACUUACAUACACACUGAUACAUAUUUUGUGACUGAUUGGAGGUCUUAUCAAAAUGCACGUGUGAUUUGAUAAGUUGAUAAAAAUUGAAUUGCACUUUGUUUACACUUUAGUUUGUAAUUAUGGUAGAGUUUCAUCUUCUUAAAAUUAUUUCUAAAUAAAUCCAUGCACAUUUAUUAGUACAGGUUUGAGAAGAGUUAAGUAUCUGUUCUAUCAUGAAGAUUGAGUAAUGCCCCAAAUUUUAAAAUGUGGCAGAAGGGAGGAACACAUCUUUAUUUCAUGACUGUCUGCCAAUAACUGUGGCUAAAUACAACUCUUCACAGCAGCAAAGACAUCACAAAAGACAAAUGUUUGACCCCAAACUGUUGCUUGCUGGGUGAGAGGCCUGAAAGAAAGUCACAAAGAAAAAGUGUGAAGUUAAAGAUAUAACUUAAUUCAUUGCUGAACAGGUCAUUAUGGGACUGUUGCAUUUUAGUGCAUACAUUUGUCCAUAUUUUCCCUUGUUUUAUCAAUAUAGCACAUGCAGUGCAUUGUGGUUAUGAGUAUAAAAGUGAACAAUUUGGUGGGCCUGUGACAGGUUUUUAAUAUCUUGUAUGUUUUAUUUUCCCUGAACCCAUUAACUUUUAUAAACUGAAUUCUUCA
Molecule: messenger RNA, 2827 nt
Organism: Syngnathus acus (greater pipefish)
Lineage: Eukaryota; Metazoa; Chordata; Actinopteri; Syngnathiformes; Syngnathidae
Gene: stra6l
Product: STRA6-like
Exons: 18
Coding region: 229-2151 (640 amino acids)
Biological process (GO): vitamin A import into cell
Cellular component (GO): plasma membrane
Molecular function (GO): retinol transmembrane transporter activity; signaling receptor activity
Source: RefSeq, a predicted model, not a curated record